AUGACCUUGACCAGCUUCUACUUCAAGCUUGAUCCCACCCAACGUUCACCAACUGUGUCGAUUCAACCCGAUCCGUUUUUCAACGUUCCUGAAGAACUAUGGUUGGAGAUCUUCUACUGCGCGACAGGCGCUACAUGCGUCGAUGAUGGCGUAGACUAUGUCCCAUUCGCUGCCAUCCCUCUUGAAGAACGGCGCGACAGUCCUCGCGUUGAACGGAGGUGUUUCGCCACCAAACGCAACUUGCUUCUUGUUUGCAAGGCGUGGAAUGCUCUUGCCACAGAGACUGUCUAUCGGACGAUACGAAUCUGCCGCGGGACCAAUACAUUAUUGGAUUCUCUCAACAUGGACACAUCCAGUGACAAACCUGGAGGUGGAAAUGGUCGUUUUGUUCGGAACGUUGAAAUCGGCUCAGGAACCCAGGACUUUGAUCCUUUCAAUCCAACCAUCGUCGCUCAGAUCCUAGCUCAUUGUCCUGGCAUGGUCUCGCUCACCCGGCCAUUCGCCUUUGAUGGCGUGAUCCUAGCUAUCUGCAAGGUACGGGUGGGCGAUGGUUCCCGACAAAGUUCCCAUAUGCAGGUCAUCCCUCAUUUCCCAACUCUAUCCGCUUUACGAAGGGUAGACUGGUGGCUUCCGAAGACCGCCGUUCCUUCCCGACACUCUGAUCUCUCGUCAACCGAGCUUUUUCGCGACCUUCUGGGAGACAUUAUCAAACAUGCUCCCAAUCUACAAUACCUUACAAUCGGCGGGCCAUCCCACUCAUAUAUAUCUGGAGAGCGCUACUCCUUUGCGCCCAUUCUUUCCCUUCACAAUCUGACUACGUUGAGACUUGAAUGCGAUGUGCAAUUUGACAACGGCCGCCUCUCAGCCACAACUUGGCAGCUCCCAAACCUCACACAUUUACUAGUUGGGGGCACGUAUUUUGUUGCAAUCCCCGUCAUCGAGGCAUGUGGCUCUCAUCUCAAGGUUCUCGAAAUCAUCCGAAAGUCAUCGCGGAGAAGAGGUACAUUAUUUACCCCUGCCAUCAUUCACCACUUGCUGUCCAGAGCUCCCAAUCUAGAGGAGCUCAACUUCCCACUCGAUGGCUUCGCUGAGGAUCGUCAGCCAGUACCACCCGCUUACCUUUCCACGUUGCAAACCAUUAGACUUUACCUUGGUAGUCGGUCGCCCACGUGGCUUUCUGAACCAAUGUUUGACUUCGUAAAGCUCCCACAUUGUCUUCCCAUGUUGAAGCACCUGGUCCUCUACAAUCACGAUCCGUGGCAAGAUAGCUUCCAACACCCAACCUUUUUGCUUUUUAAGCAAGCUUUAGAAGAGCGAUCCUGCAGCAUUGAAUUUGCUUAG
Messenger RNA from Laccaria bicolor S238N-H82, 1341 nucleotides. RefSeq lists its product as uncharacterized. The transcript has 2 exons. NCBI's taxonomy places the organism in Eukaryota, Fungi, Basidiomycota, Agaricomycetes, Agaricales, Hydnangiaceae. The record is from RefSeq and is a predicted model, not a curated record. The coding region runs from base 1 to 1341 and encodes 446 amino acids.